This is a messenger RNA of Daldinia childiae, 738 nucleotides long. RefSeq lists its product as uncharacterized. The transcript has a single exon. The record is from RefSeq and is a predicted model, not a curated record. The coding region runs from base 1 to 738 and encodes 245 amino acids. NCBI's taxonomy places the organism in Eukaryota, Fungi, Ascomycota, Sordariomycetes, Xylariales, Hypoxylaceae.
AUGGCGGUCUUUAGUCCACUACAAUUCUUCAUAUUCCCAUUCCUCUUCUUUGUCGCCCUUCCGCUUGCCCUCUGCGCCGGCUUCACGACUAUCUUAGCAUUCAUGGUCUUGUUCUUACGCCUAUUCCUCGUAUAUUUCGACGUCGGGCUUGAGACUUUGCGCUAUGUGUUAGUAGGCCAUACCGCACAUUCUCGGUCUAUGGCACAUCGACGGACUCCUUCGGGUACCCCGCCGCACUCGCCAGAAUCCUCUCCAUCAUCUUCGCCUGAGGCGCGGCAUAGGCGCCGACGCAGCAAGAUACAUGGCAGCUUUAGUAGCGGCUCUGCCACGCCUAUUAGCAGCUUCGAUGGUCUUGCCCUGACACCCACCACUGGGCUCGAAAGGGACUUCGAGGGUGUGGGAGGAUGGAGAUUAGAUAGCGUGGAUGUCGAUGCGGAUACCGCGAACCAACAGUGGUACAGCCUUAAUUCGCGGCUCGAACUUCCGGACCGACGCCAUCAUUCCAGAUCACAUAGCGGAGGUACUGUGUUGCCAGGAAAUAGCGGGUUAGGCCUAUAUAUGAAGGGUGCGAGCGCGUCGACGGCUUAUAAUCCGGAAGGACUAAAGAUAUAUGCAUCGCCCAAUAGCUCAAGAUCAAGAACACCAACAAGUAGCAGGCCACGCAGCUUUACUAAGGUCGACGAUAACGAAUAUUUCCCCAUAGUAGAGAGGAAGCAUACUAAAAAUAACCGGUGUUAA